GGGUGGUGCUCGGUGUGGUUUCCUGUGUGCAGGUGGAGGAUGCUGCUCGGCUGCAGAAGGUUUCUGCAGCUUUGAAACCAGCGAAGCUUCGAUCUGACUGAAGAAGCUUCUUCUGCACUUUGAUGAACUCAUCACACAAUCUGGUGAUGAAGAAGUUUCACACUCGUCAGGUUCAUCUUCAAUCAGCAUCAUGUUCUCAGCUGGUGGUCGCUGACAUCACAGCCUCUGUGGCGGGAAAUGAAACGAGGUGAUUGGAGGAGAGGAGGAGGAGAGAGGGAGGAGGAGGAGGAGUGAAGGAAGUCGAGCGUGAAGAGAAACUUCAGACAUGUCUGACGUUUGGUGACGGUAACGUCUCGUGGACAACGUCUCUGCUGCUGUCGUCCGUCUCAGAAGAAUCAUGACUUCCUGGUUCCUCGUGGUUCUGUCGGCUGCUCUGUCCGUCUCCUUCGUGGUUCUGGCGCUCGCCUGCGUGAACUGCUGGAGACGACGUCCACUGGUGUCCAUCAGACAAACCCACGCCUCAGAGGACUACACACCAUCCACAGAGUUCCGAGUCAGAGUCAUCCACCCAAUGCAGCCGAGCAGUGACCUGAACUCCAUCCGCUCAGCUCCUCACCUGCUGUCCCCCCCCAGAGUCCUCUCAUCUGCAGAUGGAACUCAGCGGAGUCACAGAUCCUUCACUCCAACAGAAACUGACAGUAACCCCAGUUAUGAGAAUCCAGCAGACGGACCUGAUUACGUGAACCCGGAUCCUGACCUUCCUGACAGUGAUGUAGAAGAUCCAGGCUACAUCAUCGUGAUCCCCGGCUGUGAAGCGCUCGCGUCGUCCAAUCAGAGCCGAGCCUCUUCGCCCAGUUCAGACGUUCGACACGAUUACGUGAACCUCGGAGAAGAAGAAGAAGAAGAAGAAGAGGAAUCUGAAUACCAAGAUUACCUGAAUGUGGAUCCCCAGCUCUCUCAGAAAGCAGCAGCAGAGUCGUCGGGUCACAGCGACACCGACUCCGACGAGGACGUGGAAGGAAACUACGUCAACCAGCCUCCGGUCAGUUUGAUCCCUGGAGCUUCUCUUCCUCAGGAAGCAGCUGUUCACUCUCUCUUCUUCCUUCCAGAUGAUCCAAUCACCUCAGAGCCUGAUGGGACGCAGACUGACGGACAGAAACCAGUGAUCACAGACCAGUGAUCACAGACCAGUGAUCACAGACCAGUGAUCGGCCCCUGACCACAGUGAGAUUCUCUAACACCACGUUGCCUCCAUGAUGUUUAAAUCACCUGUGGAUGAAAAACGACUCGACUGGAAAAGUGAAACUUGAGCUCGUCUCAAGUUUAAAUGUCUAAGAUUUUCCUUAAAGUCCCAGUAAAAGUUUCCUUCAAAUCAAAACAGCUGCACAAAGUAAGUUUCCUCCAAAGAAUUCUCAUUAGAGUUUAAAUUUGUAUAUUCGAUCAAAUUAAACGUUAGUUUGAUGAAGAAGGACAAUAUGAGUCGCCCCCUGGUGGCUGGCUGUAUUAGAGUUCAUGAACCCCUCCUCCAUGUUAGCAGAUGGGACUUGGACCAAUGUAAAAGUCAAAGUUUUUUUUUUUUUUUAGCGUUAGUUAAUAUAAAAAAAUUGUAUUUGUCUAAAGGUUUCAACAUUUCUUCCUUUUCUUCUAUUCAUCUUUUAUUUUGUUGCUGUAAAUGUGUGUUUCUCCCCCACUAAGGGAAACUUCUGUACCAGUUCAACCAGUGAAGGAGAAGCUACCUGCUCCUUCUUCACCUGAUUCAUUUCCCCCCCGGUGUAGGUCUGACGUCACCGGAGGUUUAGAGGAACCGACGUGUUUCACUGACUUUACUGACAAAUCCUGAGAAUGUCUUAAUAUACAAUGAUUUUUCAUCCGUGUAUUUAUGUUGUUAACUUGUUUUCUGUGGAUAUGAAAUUCAACUGUGACACACAAAUGUAACUACAAGUCAAUUAAACCUUAAACCAAACUGUCAAAUCUA
Messenger RNA from Pleuronectes platessa (European plaice), 1975 nucleotides. RefSeq lists its product as uncharacterized. NCBI's taxonomy places the organism in Eukaryota, Metazoa, Chordata, Actinopteri, Pleuronectiformes, Pleuronectidae. The record is from RefSeq and is a predicted model, not a curated record. Bases 398 to 1180 code for a protein of 260 amino acids. The transcript has 12 exons.